Molecule: messenger RNA, 771 nt
Organism: Terrapene triunguis (Three-toed box turtle)
Lineage: Eukaryota; Metazoa; Chordata; Testudines; Emydidae
Product: olfactory receptor 6N1-like
Exons: 1
Coding region: 1-771 (256 amino acids)
Biological process (GO): G protein-coupled receptor signaling pathway
Cellular component (GO): membrane
Molecular function (GO): G protein-coupled receptor activity; olfactory receptor activity
Source: RefSeq, a predicted model, not a curated record
AUGGCCGGUAGUGCACAGGAGAAUCUUACUAUUGUCAUCACAGAAUUCAUCCUGCUGGGAUUUGGUAACCUCCAUGAACUGCAGACCUUCCUUUUCAUGGCAUGUUUAGUUAUUUACCUUGUAACAGUGACUGGAAACCUCCUCAUUAUCACAGUAGUAUUAGCCGAUGGUUGUCUUCACACUCCCAUGUACUUCUUCUUGGGUAAUUUAUCCACCUUGGAGAUCUGCUACACCUCAACCAUUGUCCCCAAGAUGCUCAGGACAUUCCUAACAUUCUGGGAAAUGGUUCCUUUCUUGGGGUGUCUGGCUCAGUUGUAUAUUUUUGGUUCAAUGAGAGUUAUUGAAUGCUGCCUCUUAUCAAUCAUGUCCUACGACCGGUGUUUAGCCAUCUACAGUCCUCUGCGCUAUGCAGCUGUUAUGAACUUUAAGGUUUGCCUUCAGUUAGCGGUUGGUUGUUGGGUAACUGGGCUUCUGGCUCCUCUGAUAACUGUAGUUUGGACAUCCAGACUACCGUUCUGUGCUUCCAAUGAAAUUGACCAUUUCUUUUGUGAUUUUGUGCCUCUGCUAAGACUGUCAUGUACAGACACUCAUGUGAUUCAAUCUCUGUCUUUCAUAGUCUGUGCCUGUGUGGGCCUCAUCCCAUUUUUACUAACCCUGGCUUCUUAUUACAAAAUCAUACUGACCAUCUGGAAGAUCCCUUCCACCACAGGGAAACUAAGAGGUUUCUCCACCUUCUUAUACCACCCUUAUCAACUUGCAGAAGUGCAUUAA